Molecule: messenger RNA, 10283 nt
Organism: Bombus impatiens (common eastern bumble bee)
Lineage: Eukaryota; Metazoa; Arthropoda; Insecta; Hymenoptera; Apidae
Gene: ssp3
Product: S phase cyclin A-associated protein in the endoplasmic reticulum
Exons: 15
Coding region: 382-5334 (1650 amino acids)
Source: RefSeq, a predicted model, not a curated record
UCAGAAACAUGAAUAUGUGUAACUUGUACACUUAUUAGAUUAAGUCAUUAAAAAAUAUAGUUAAUAAAGUAUAAAAUAAUGCAAAAUUUAUGCAAAAUUUAUGCAAUAUUACUAUAAUAUAAUACUGUACAUAAUAAAUACAAUUAAUGACUAUUUUAAUUGGUAUCUGUACCUAUAACCUGGUACCACGGUUGCAGUUUUUAAUGCAGCAAGAUCAGUGCAACCAACAAACUGCCGCGAAACUUAGGAGAUAUUUGUCAUGAAAUGUCUUAUAUUACUAUUGAAAUGUCAGUUCGAAGUUCUCGUUAUUUGAAAACAAUUUGUAGUCAAUCGUUCUUUGAUAUUUUGUAAUUGUAAUUACAAUAAAAAACUUUAUUAAAAAUGGCUGAUGUAAGGUUACUUAUACAAGAGGAAGGUCGGGCAGCUAGAAAUUUAAUAGCUUUUAAUGUACCAGUUGGAACAAAUAAUACUGAAAAGGUUACCAAAAAACCACCUAGUGUUCCAAGAGUAUCACAGACAAAUGCUACUAAAAGAUCUAUGAAACCAACACCUAGAGUGAGAUCAGCUUCUACUGGUCGGGAUAAAAAAUCUGAAUUACAGGCAAGAUACUGGGCAUUCUUAUUUGGUAAUUUGCAAAGAGCAGUAGAUGGCAUUUAUCAAACAUGCGAAGAAGAUGAAAAUAUUUCUGAGUGUAAAGAAGUGAUAUUAGUUUUAGAAAAUUAUACCAGAGAUUUCCAUAAUUUGAUUGAAUGGUUUAGAGUUAAAUGGGCCUAUGAAAAUUCGCCACCACCCUUAAGACGUACUCCUUUAGCUUGGGAAGUUAGAAAAACUUCUCCUUGUCGAAUAUGGAAUUCCACAAUGAUUCCGAAAUCCACUAGUCCCUUACAAAGAAUGAGUCCCACAGAAUCUGUUUGUAGAAGCCCUGUGGAUCAAAUUAUUUCAGAAAAUAAAUCUGUUUCUGUAGACAAUACAGCAAAUCAUAUAAAAGGAGAAUCUGUGCACAAGUUAAUAAAGGAUAAUAAAGGUAAUAUUCCCAAAAAUAAUAUGACAAACUUAGGUGAAAAAUAUAAAAAUUCAAUAGAUAAAGGCAUAAAUCAAUCAUUGAAUAAAGAUAAAUUAACUACAAUAAAAGUAAAUAAAACUUUGGUAAAACAUACUGUAGCUACUAAAAUUAAUAACAGCAUUACUACAGAUCAAAAAGCAAAUGAAAGUUUAUCUCGUGAAGUGAAAGGUAAAUUGGAUACUAAAAGUGCAUCAAAAUCAGUUAAAGCUGGGAUGCAUUAUGCUACCACUAAAAUAACAGAUUCUAAUGUGAUAAUUGAAAAAAAUGAACAAACAGUUUGUAAUGAUAAAGAUGUACAAUUAACUUCUACAUCGACAGAAAAAGAAUUUUCUAAAUCUAAUAGCAUAGAUAAUAAAUUGAAUUCUCAAAACAAUUUUCAAGUGAAGCCGUUGGGUCCUAAAAAUGAUAUAGGGCUCGGAAAAAAUGAAAUCAAUUCUAAAGUAAAAAGACAAACUACAGAAAAAAAUAUUAAAAAUGUUGGUAUAGAAAAUGUUGCAACUGAAAAUAAAAUGACAGAAUCCAAUAGCAUAACAAAAGAAAAUAGUAACACUAUGGUGAAUAAAAACAUACAGAAUAUUACAAAGGUUUCAAACAAAAUUAACCAAAAAUUAAAAAAGCAAUCAAGUGUUAAUGAUAGUGCAAACAAUAAAACUCCAACAAAGCUUAUAUCCGAUACAUCAACCAGUAAUUCAAGUAAGGGAUUAGUUAAUACAAACAAACCAGCAUAUUCUACGGUAUCGCAAAUGAAGGUUAUUAAACCAAAACAACCAUGCCUCCUAGAAACUCCAAAAUUUGUUAGAAGCAAAACAACAUUAAGCGACAAAAGUACAUCGAUUUCAAAUAAAACAAGACCUGGAACAUCCGUGAUAGUUAGGCAACGAUUUCAAUCAAUCGACAAUAAGAUUUCAGAACAAAGUUUAUUAAAAAAAGAUCAGAAUAGAGAUAUAAAUGGUUCUGUAGAGGUAUUAACAAAACAGACGCAUGUAAAAACAAAAGAAGAAGCUGAUGGUUGGCAAACGGUCCGUAGCCGUUAUAGAAGAGGCAGUACAUAUAACUUAAAUAUGUCUACAAGAUUUCAUAAGCCAAGUACUGCAACAUCGUUACCAGCGUUAUCGAUUGAAAGUCCUUCUGAAAAGAAUAAAAAGAAUUGUUUAACUCCAGAUGGAAAUGGUAAACAGAAACGGAAAUGUAUUGUAGAAAAAGAAGGAAAAAAUAUAAGUAACGAGGUAGAAAAAGUUAAAGGGGAAUCGGUCGUAAACCUUACAAUUAAAGAUAAAGUAGAAGAAGUUUUCAAGAACACUGCUAAUUUAAACGAAAUAAAUUCUACAUCAAUGAUCGCAGCUAUUUUCAAAAAUGAUGCGGAAUUACUUGAAAAACGUAUACAACAAUUUAUGGCUGCUCAAGCAGAAAGAGAGAGAAUAAUUUUAGAAGAGGAAAGGAAGACAGAGGAAGCAGAUUCGCAACGAUCGCAACAGUUAUCAGAUGAAGAAGCAUCCUUACAUAGACAAAUUUUAGAAUUAGAAUGUGGUGAAACUGAUGUUGACACUGAAACUGAUGAAACAGACGGUGAAAUGGUCCUUGAAAUGGAAGAUGAGCAAAGAACAUCUCCUAAUACAAUGCCUGAUGAUGUUAGUUUAGAAGAUAGAUACGAAAAUGUGUUAGAGGAAAUGUCUUGGGCAGAGUGUGUAGAUACGCUUGCUCAGUUACGCGCAUUAGUCGCUCGUCAUCCUGGUAGAGCUUUAGAAUUACAUCAGAAAUUAUCGUCCCCAUCUCGAAAGAGAUCGUUGCCUGAGACGUUACGACGGUACCAAGCAAAACAGGCUUGUGCACAACAUAAACGUCAAAAACUUUUAAUGGAAAAGUCGCAAAGAUUGCGAGAAUUGUUGAAUAAAGUGAAAGAUGUCAAAAGUGCAAAGAACCAAUUAAUAGAAGACAAAAGAAUUAGAAUGGAAACAAAGUUAAAAAAGGCGGAAGAAAAUAGAACGCAACAUUUGUUAGAAAUAGUAAGAAAAGCUCACGAUGAAGAUUCUAAGUUAAAAGAAAUUGCAUUUAUUAAUGAACUUGAAGCACAAAACAAGAGGCACGAUUUCAUGGCGCUAUGUCAAGAACAAGAAGAAAGAUUGCAAGGAAUUCAAGAAGAACGCCAACGCCGACAGGAAGAAAAAGCUGCUAAGGAGGCUGCUGCCGAAGAACGUAGACGUGCUUUGGAAGCGGAACGGCAGUUGCGUAUUCAGAAAAUGAAACAAGCUCGUCGUGAACGCGAAGAAAGGGUCGGUAAGAUGCAGUUAGAGAGAGAAAAAGAACGUCAGGAACUUGCAAGAGAAAAAGCAAGGGAUAGAGAAGAACGUUUAUCUGCGCUUCAUGCAGCGCAGUUAGCAAAUCAAGAAGAACUACAGAAGAAAAUAGCUCAAAAACAGCAAGAAUCAGCUAGAAGGCACGUUGAAAAUAUAGAACACAUUCGACAAAGAGCAGUUGAAUCUUCUAUUUUAAGGUCGGAAGAAGUUCCACCUACGUUAAAAUCAUAUCCUGCUCAAAAACAAUGUUCUUUAUGUGGAACUCUAAUACCCAAUGAGGUAUACCUGUUGAGCCAUUUAAAAGGGAAAACACACGUCGAAGCAGUACGGAACACACACGAUGGUCGAGAGCCAUCACGAGAUGAAUUGCAGCGCUUCAAUAUAUCUCAAAUUCGCGAUGUCCCAAUUUCAGUCGUUGAUAAUAAUAGUUCGAACGAGAUUAAAGCUGCGAAAGAGAAACAGAAAGCUUUAAAACGACGAUGCAGAAAAAUGAAACAGCGUAUGUUUCUGCGAGGUAAAGAAUGGGAAGACAAUCAUAAAACAGAUGCGAAUCAAUCUAUCGAGUCGACUAAUAAAGCAAAGUUCCGACGAAAUUUAAAAGAAUUGGAUCGAUUGUACAACAAUCAUUCAAAGACAGCUUGGUCAAGCGUCGCCAUCGCUUCUUUAGAACGUUCAUUGGGUGAAAUAACAAGAGCUUAUUCAAAAUUGUGUUCGUUCGAUCAGAUUGUAUUUCGAGUUUUAAAUGGAUUCGAUAUUUUAACUAAUUUAUUGAAUUUGGGACUGCAAACACAAACUGCAUCUCAUAAUUUACCAAACAAAAGCAUUCUUUCGGUAUGCCGUGUAUUUAAAUUAAGCGUCAGUGAGAAUGACACCAACAUCGAAGCGGUUUUGUCAAGUAACAAAAUUCUGGUCAUCUUGGAUCUUCUGCUUCAGCAUUUAGAGACACUUACGAAACUCGACGACCAGGUGCAAGUGCAGGAGGCAUCCGGUAACUCGACCGGAAGUGGAAUCGUAGCCAGCAGCCUGAUGCAAUUGCUGUGCAGUUUGGUCCCGGAGGAGCCUUUCGAAAAAUCGGCAUUGCAAACGCGGGUCCAGGAUAUUGCUGGGUACUUGGUAGCAGGUGGAUUGGUAGACCGAGUGUUUCGUCACAGUCGAGCUCUGAUCGAAACCGACUUUUUCCUGGACCAGGACCACGAAUCGCCAGUCUUGUCGUCGUCGUACGAUCUACUUUAUCGCAUCUGUUGCCAUUUAAAGAAAUCAACGGAUCAAGAUGUGGGGAAUAUUCACGAGGGCAACAACAACGUCGAGCAGACCAACGUCGAGUCGCAUCUUCUCUCGACGCUGGCCUCGGCCGAAGCUGCGGGGGCGAUCGGUGCACUUUACGCUGCAGUUGCACUCACACCGCAAAAUCAGAAAGGAUCCUCUCCGACCCCUAAUCAGAUUACGGUAUCCCAGCCUAUGAGGAUUCUGAUCGUUCGCAGCCUUAGGCUACUUAAAUCGAUCGCAGGGCUGAACAUUCAGAAAUUACAGAAUCUCCUAGGAGCGGAAGGUACCAACCUGCAAUGGCGACUGAUAGCUAGUCAUGUGAUAACCCGAUUAUCACGAGAUCCAAUAUCGCACAAGUCGGAAAUUGGAUCUGCGCAGAACACUAGUGGUACUUACAUCCUGUCAGAACUGUUCCAGGUUCUGGGAUAUUUUGCAGUUAACAACCCGGAAAAUCAGUUGGUACUUCAAUCGGUUGGAGCAGGACCAAGCGUUCUUCAGCAACUGUGUACUCUUCCAUUUCCGUUCUACGGUGCUCCAGGAUUGACGUCAUAUAUUUUCCCGACACUCUUGGCAGCCACGCAUCAAAAUCCGGAGGCUACAGCAGUCCUGUCUUGCGAAUUAUCUUAUCAGCUGCUGGAGGAGUACAGAAAUUCGGACGAUGGUAAACUAAAUCCGUUGGUCCGUUUGCUGAAGGACUCGGUUGAUCCAUAAUCGUCCCGAUUACGAUUCGAUUAGUUCGUUUAAGUUUCUUCAAGUAUCUUCGUUACACGCGAUGAACUUCGUGGUCGUAGUUGAUCGCAGGAUCAUCGUUUCUAUUCCGUUCGAGGAAGGUUCGGGGAACAGUUUUGAGAAAAUUGUCGUUACGUACGUCCAUCGUUGAAAAGCUGUCUCGAGGCUGGUACUCGACAUUGCAACGUAUUUAUACCGAAUGCACGUGCUAUUAAAUACACGGAGGGUAACUGUAAAAAUUCGAAUCGAAUUGGCGAAGAGACUAGGAGGCUAAAUUUUUACCACGAUCCUGUCACUUUCAACAGUCGACCAAUCGAAGGGUUUGUUUUGCAGAAAGCGAUAAUUGCGAAGAAAUGCAUUUGAAUGCAUCUUUUUUUUUUUUUUUUAUUCCUUUAAACGUCAUUCGGGCGUUCAACUUUCAAUCGCUAUUGCGAAAAUCAAUAAUGCUGCUAACGAUCUUCGAUUCGUGAGUUCUCCUCGACGUUAUAAACGCUUAUCUUUAACGCAUAGCGUAGAAUUCUCGAAACGUUUAUGCAAAUGGAAAAUUUCGUACGAUAAGCGUAUAUGCUUGUUAUCGAAAGUCGUUGAUGCAUUGCACGCGUUCAAAUCACUUCUAUAAUGUUUCUUUACUUUAUGCUCGCGUCUGUGAUAGUUUCUUCCGCUCGCACGCGUAUUCUAAUGAAAUUCUAACGUUCGCGACGUGAUAUGCGGCACAAGCUACGAAGUUCAAAAAUGAAAGGAAGAAUCUUUGUUUUCUUAAUUAUUAUAGUUUUAUCGCAUUGAAAUUCCAUUUCCGUGAUUGUUAUGUAUCGAAGCUUGCCGAUUAUUUUAGCAGCGCUUUCAACAUACAGCUUCGACGGUCUUCCUAUUUUAUAUAGAAAUAAAUGAAAUGUAAAUAGCGACGAAAACGUUCGAAAAUAUGCGCUUUUCUACCUGCGUACGAAUUAUAAUUUCUCUCUGUGUAAUUUGCUGAUCUCUAGAUCGGUAAAUGAAGUAGCAGAUUUUUUCGUGAUCGAGUCUUUGCUUCCUUUUUUGCGAUCGUUUCAGUUCUUCUAGUCGUUCAACAAUGACACUCUCUAGUCUUAGGCUUUUUCCCUACGGAAAUCAUUUACAACGUGAUAGAAUCAUACUUUACACAGCUUUUCUGUUCGCGUUGUUAAUCAUCUUUUUCUUUGUAUCCGUGUGACUUCAUAUUACAUCACACGACAAAAAUGGUAAACGUUUAUUUUUAUAAAUAUUAUUUUCUUCUUUCCCGUAACUUCUCGGUUGUUAGUUCUAAGAUAUUUAUUUCGGUUGUUUCUAAUCGUUUCUAAAAUACCAAAUGACGAACAAAUUUCGUUAAUAUAUUAUUUUUGGAUAUUCGUUACGAAUAGAAGUUCAUUUGUUUCUGUACAAAAACUCUUCGGUUCCCUUUCAAUUUCGUGAUGGACGCACGUAAGCAAACAAUUUUCAUGCUUCAGACAUCGUCGUUGAUAUUACCAUUUUACUUGGUAAAUAUAAUUGAUAUUAAUUGUACAAUCGUGAGUUAGAAUUAUCCGUUAAGAAAGUAAACUGAUUAUUUCUGAUUUCGCUAUUUCACCGUGUAAUCGUUCGCUAUUGCGUCGAAGAUACAAAACUCGGCAAGUCCGUUUCGCUCGCAACGUUAACGAAGUGUAAGCUAGCGAAAUACUCGUUGCCGUGUUUUCGCAAAUUCUCUCCACCUGCGGCCAAAUAUUCGACGUUUCAAAAGAAAACUCGUCAACCUUUUCGUUUUCGUUGCGUCAUCGUUGCAACGAUUUCCGAACGGAUAUUCAACCGAAACAUUUCACGGGACAUUAAAACGAUUAAAAACGUGCUUUCAUUCCCGUGUUCCCAAUUACAGUCGUUCAUGCAUUUUUAGUCAAACAGCGUAAUUGCCGUUGAAAACUGCUAGAGAAAAAAAGAAAAAAAAAAAGGAUCAGGUGGAAACGAGUUUAAAACGGACUUGCGUGUUUUUGAAUCUAGUCCGGUCAGCGAUUCGCAGGCUUUAUAACCUUACGAUCGUAAUUAUAUUUGUACGUUUAGUACGUAGCGUAUACUUGUUUCUCUCGUUUUCACGCGUGCCAAUAAUUCGUGCAAAUGAACGUGUCUUUUGAACGGGCCUUUUAAACGUUUUUAGCUGUCGUGCAAUGAUCGAGCUACGACUCGUUAGAAUUAGAAUAACGUAUCUCCGUGCGUAUAUGAAACCACGUGAACCGUACCGAGUCGGUGCAAAUUUCUGCUCUUUUUACUCCGUAAAAUGUGCCAAACACGGUAGUCGAUCGAGCUAACGGCAAAAGAUAAAAAAAUAAAAGGAAGAAAGAGGGGGAGAGCAGGAAGAAGCUCGAGAGGCAAGAAAAAGACGUUUGAGAAACCGAAGAUACAUUCUUAGACAUUAGUAUUGUCAUAUAUCGGCAUCUUUGACACACUUUACAUUGUAAAAAUGCAGAAAUUUCUGUGCUUUAAGGCGCACAUCCUUUUUCCUGCUUCGUUUCGUUGAGAUGAAGAUUGUCACAGGAGUUAUAUGACGCAAGGAUACGUGGCGAUGGUUCUCAGUUUCGUUACGACUUUUUACCACGAUAGUUUUCUUGCAACUCGGCCACAACAAAUAAACGAAUAACAAAAAGACGAUAAACAGAUCGCGUUAUAGCUAAUUGAGAACCACCGGUUUAAAAAAUUCGUAAAGUUUCUUUAGCAGAGAGAAUCUUUAGGAUAACAUGUGCUCUCGCUUCGUUAUUUAGUGACUUUUCGCGAGUCUCGCAUAAACGCGUGUACGUAUUUAAUCAAGAUUGAUUAUAUAUGAUAAAUGUUUAUUUAUAAGAAAUCGAAGGCAUAUUUUAAUUUAAGUAUACCAGCAACGCAUUCAGCGCUACACAAUUUCCUUUUUUUUUUAUUUAUCGUUGUUUAUCUCUAUUUACGCGUUUUACUUGCUGUCUUCUUUUGUUGUUUUUUUUUUUUUUGCUUCAACCAUUAUUCGUUUUCUUCUUUGUUUAUACCUCGCUUCUUCUCUAGUACAUUCUCUAUUUCCAACGACAAUUAUUUCGAGAAAAUUCAAAUUUGAAGGAAUAAGAUGCGAAAACCUUUGAUACUUCGUAAGACAACACGUACAUUCCAUUCCACUACGCAUACGACUAAAAAUUCAUAUCGAAAUAUCUAAAGUAUCCGUGACUCGAGUCUCUUAUUUUAAAAGUUAUCAAUGAACGUUGUAAUUUUUUUAGUUGCAAUGAGUAGAUCUUCCAAACAUGGUACAAGAUCCUGUUUCCCAGAAAUACGGGAACGAAACUCGACAGCCAAGAGUCUGUUAUUUAUUAAUGAUGUUAUUGCAGUCGUAUUGUGACGCUGAAUGGGUUGAUAUAAAAUAUUUAUCUAUAUUACAAAUGCAACGUGCUCUUCGAAUAGAUAUUUAUUUCACAACGAUAUGAAUUUAUCAUAGUGCAAUGUAAGAUUAUUUAUUAUCGAAAGGAGAAGGACGAAAGUGAGUACUUAUAAAAAGGUACAGGUUUUCGUGGGUGCAGCGAACGCACUUGUGCAAUGUCCUGCCAAUGCAAUUAAUAUUCAAGUAUUAUAUAUAUAUUAUAUAUACUGUAUACAUAUAUUUAGCGAAUAUUUAACUCUGUAUUAAAGAAGGCAAGGAUCGCGUAGGUUAACGCUAUGAUGUAACUUUUGCGUAAAAGUUUUGUAGCUCAACGGCUAAAUUGAAAAAUCUUACUUACAAAAGAAAGUGUGGAAACACACACACACACACAGUUGCCCCUAUUUAUUCUUCUUUUCAUGUUUUCGUCGACUCUAUUACGAUUUAUCGCGUUGAUUUUUCAAUCGACGGGAAUCAAAAGUUUCGUUUCAACUUUCGAUAAAAUUGAUUUAAUUUUCGUCAUACAGGUAGAUCCGAAGACGUUGUAAUUCGUUUAAACAUGUUUCGUUUAAAGCCAGAUUAUUGUAAGUUGUUACAGAAAGAGAUAAUUGAAACUUCCGCGAUGUUGGACGUGAGAGGUUGAAUUUUAUAGAACGACAAAGUUUUAUACGAAAUUCGACGUAUGUAUAAUAAAUAAUCCUGCAAUAAAUUUUACAAGCUUGAAUAGCUAGAAAUAGGACCACUUUUUGGUCGCCGUUUGUUCGAGGAAGGAAUGAACGUGUUAUUUGCGCCUGGAAAAAUCUCUUAUAGAAUUUAUUUUGUAUACGAUCGACGAUAAGAUGAAGAAACAUUUAAGGUACACUGCAAAAUUAUCGCCGAUUAAAUGGCGCUUAUGCGACGAUACGUGUACAAAAUCAAGUUACAUUGUAAAAUAUUUCUUCCUUUUUUUAUCGUUUCUCUUUGUCUUUUUAAAUCGAUACCGAUGUUUCUACAAUAUAACAAACGCGUCAAGUAUUCCUCCUUACUUUGCCUAUCUAUAAGACGAUCAAACGAUCAAAACUGGUGAAACGUUUGUCGUUUUCAGUCUUAAAUAUCGUGUUCGUUCCUGUUGAUCGAUACGACGAGCGUUGAAAAUCGUCGAGAAAGAAGAAGAAAAGUAAAACGAACGUUAUUUUAUCAUCGCUGAAAACUAACGUCUAAGGGAAUAUUAUUCUAAUCAGAGUACUCGCGUACCGUUUAUAUUUUCGAAGUAAUUUAGCUCGAUCGUCCCACGUAAUGAUACUCUUUCUUGUAAGCAAUCUAUGUAAAACUAUGGUUCGACGUUACGAUACAAACUGAAAAGGAGAAAGCAGGAACAGAUUGCGCGUAAUACGAAGCGCGUACUUGGCCGACGCUGCGCGGCUGUACGAAAAUUUCACGAUCGAUCGUUCGCGAUUCCAUGCCUGUUCACCUCUCGUUCGCCACGACGCGUUGCGAUUAACUCGCUGAUCGGUCGAAGGUCGAAACAGAGGUCGAACGUACGCUUUGUAAGAUUCGCUAGAAGUAGGAACGAAACUGAAACUAAUAAAUUUCGACGAAGAAA